Molecule: messenger RNA, 1524 nt
Organism: Cetraspora pellucida
Lineage: Eukaryota; Fungi; Glomeromycota; Glomeromycetes; Diversisporales; Gigasporaceae
Source: the annotation of a GenBank genome assembly
AAGCAAGCAAAAAAUUCUGAUAAGGAAUUAGAGUCAGAACUAGUUAAAGAAUUAGAAUCUAGGAUAGUUGAAGAAUUAGAGCCUGAACCCAUCGAAUAUGAGGAAGUUGUUAGUGAAAUGCAAAUAAAAAACUCUGACGAGCCGUCAGAUGCUAAACCUGAUAAAUGUGAUAAAUGUUUCAGGCUGCAACAAAAUACACUGAAGCAAUUAGUUGAAAAUGCAAAGACAAAAAUAUGGAUUACAAGUUCGCAUAGACCAAUAUAUAAAGAUGAUGCAGAAUCAACAUUGCACAACAAGAGAGCAUAUUGGAAAAAAGCAGCUUCAGGUUCUAAAAAGAUUACUAAUAUGUUUCCCUUGAAGAAUGUUGAAGUUCCUAAGUCAUAUACAGAAAAUUAUAAUUUUACAUUUGAUGACACAUACAAUAGUAGCGAUGAUGAUAAUAGUAAAUUUACAUUAGGAUCUUUAGAUUUAUUGUUAAAAAAUAAGAGUGAUGAUUUAGCUUGGGCAAAGGAUCAUGACAUGCACAGCUCAUUCACUCUUGAGCAAACUAUUACUGAAUAUUUGCAUACAUAUAAAUUUACAUUGAAGAUUACUGAAUUUGUAAAAUUCAUUAAGAAUGAGGUUAUACCUGCUCUUGGAAUAGAAGAAAAGACAACCAUUUCACAUACAACAGCAUCAUAUUGGCAUAAAUUUUUGCAGAAAUUUGCAGAAUUACGAAAAAGAAUAGCUAUUUAUGAAGAUGAAAAUUUGAAUCAGAUUAUUCUAUUUUUACUUUUACCUGAGAUUGUUCCUAUUACCCAGGAUGAGUCGUUAUUUUAUGCCAAGGAUGGUGCUGUUAAGGCCUGGGGUCCAGAAGAUGAAAGCCAACUUCAUCAAAAGUUGCAAGAUCUUAGUAUCUAUGUAAGUGACUUUAUUUGUGAAUCUAUCGGGUGUCUUCAAUUUUCAGAGGAGAAGUGUGCUAUUAAUGAUUUGUUACCUGAUGAUGAGCAGCUUAUAUAUACUGAAACCUGUGUUGUCAUGCAUGCUGGUACAAAUUAUAAUGGCUAUUGCAACUAUAAUGCAUUUGCUGAUAAUGCAUUAGUGGUUACAAGAAUGAACAUGAAGGAUGGUAGUAAACAACCUCUUCUCUGUGAUGGUCAAAAACCUAAUAGCUCGAUACAUAUCAUGAUAUUCACAGAUAUCGAUAGUGUAGUAAAACCCAAAGCAGCAGGCCAUAUGUGUAUGUUUUAUCCAAAGUUCCAUUGCGAACUUAAUUAUAUUGAGUUAUUCUGGGCAGAAACAAAAAGGUAUUCAUGCCUCCAUUGUGACUACAUGUUCAAGAGCCUUCAGGAAGUUGUACUAUAUGCAUUGGAAUUUGUUAGCCUAACGAAAAUUCACCAAUUUGCACGUCAUUAUGAAUGCUACAUGAGUGCUUAUAAACUUGGACUUACAGGUAAGGCAGCUGUUUUUGCAGUAAAAUGGUAUCGAUCACAUCACUGUGUUCCUACAAGUGUUUUAGAAGAAUUUGGUGAUGUUAAUCAGUAA